Molecule: messenger RNA, 1149 nt
Organism: Gallus gallus (chicken)
Lineage: Eukaryota; Metazoa; Chordata; Aves; Galliformes; Phasianidae
Exons: 5
Coding region: 1-840 (279 amino acids)
Source: RefSeq, a predicted model, not a curated record
AUGCGGCAGUGCCCGCUCCGUGCCGGCUGCCGCCGCUCCCUGCGGGGCCGUGAGCCUUCCCGGGCGUUGGGUGAUCGGCGAGAGGCGUUACGCGCCUCCGCCGGAAGGCUGCCCGGGCUUUGGGGCUCCCGAGUGCAGGCAGAGCCCGGCUGCUCGCGGCAGCCGUCGCCCUGUGCCGUCCCAGCGGAUGGACGGCCGGCCGGCCGGCCGGCGGGAGGGGCUUCGGGCCCCUUUUCUGUCUUCCGCCGGCGUGACUCGUGUGUUCUUCCUGGCUUCGCCUCACCUCCUCGGUCGUUUGCCUCUCUUGGCUGCCGUGCUGAGGGUAAGCUCUCCAGCAGGAAAGGAAGGCUGGUGCAGGCAGCGCCCCGGUCUGUGAGCGCGGCGAGCGGUUCGCUGCCGCUGUUCCAGAUGCUUCUGUUUCCCUUCCAAGCGAAGGCUAAGGGAACGGCCCCGCGUCCUGCCGUUGCUAAGUGUGCCCGAGGAUGCUGUGCUUCAUGCUGUGCCUUCGCCUUCCUGCUGAGGAGCUCCUCUGGCUCGGAGCGCGUCCGUGGAAUCGCUCAGGUUGGAAAAGACCUGAAGGAUGACAGGCAGGUGUUGUCUCACUGCAGUUCAAGACAAUUUGAAGGUGAUGAGCUACAGCCAGCUCUGUUGGCUGCUGGGUGUGAAGCGGGAGGACCCGAAGCCCGGUCCCUUGCACGCCGAUGUCAUAGGAACGAGAGCUUUCUUUCGGUCUUCCCUCUGGAAAGAGAUCUAAGAGGCGAGUAUAACUGGUGGCUGGAAAGGUCUGUGAAGGACCGUUGUGUUUGGGCGGUCCUUUGUGGAGCCGGGGAUUGGACCUGAUAAUCCCUGUGGAUAUCCCUUCCAGCUCAGGAUAUUGCCUGAUUCUACGAUUGUUGUAGCUGUGUGGAGGAGUACAUAAGCACUGUGUCCCACAGCCUCUGAUUUUUUUUUUAUUGUGUCCCCAGGCCCUGCCCCCUCCUUGGGGUCCAGUGGGGGUGGCCCUGGGGGUACAAAACCCACACCCCAUUGGUGGGAGCCACUCCCUCGGCUGCUGCCGACCCUGGAACCUUUGGAGGAGGCUCAACCGGGGGCUGGGGCCUGGCCCUUAAACGGGCACCAGGACUCCAAGAGCGCCUGGCUCCAUCCCCA